Solea senegalensis (Senegalese sole) is the source of this 3720-nucleotide messenger RNA. RefSeq names its product OTU deubiquitinase 7A (gene otud7a). The record is from RefSeq and is a predicted model, not a curated record. NCBI's taxonomy places the organism in Eukaryota, Metazoa, Chordata, Actinopteri, Pleuronectiformes, Soleidae. Gene Ontology annotation, cellular component: nucleus; cytoplasm. Gene Ontology annotation, biological process: protein K63-linked deubiquitination; protein K11-linked deubiquitination; protein deubiquitination involved in ubiquitin-dependent protein catabolic process. The transcript has 13 exons. Gene Ontology annotation, molecular function: K63-linked polyubiquitin modification-dependent protein binding; cysteine-type deubiquitinase activity; zinc ion binding. Bases 323 to 3199 code for a protein of 958 amino acids.
CUUCCUGUGAUUGUUUGUGUGGCACGGUGAGAGUGAAACCCUGCAAGUCGUAUAGGCUCACUCACACUGGUUAACUGGCAGCUUGUGGAAGUGCUGUGUAGGACUGAUGUGGACAGUACAUAGCAGGCAUUCUCCCCGUGGUCUUCCUCUCCACUGCUGACUCUGAAGCCAUGGACUAGAGUGCUGUGUCUGGUCCUGACAGUCCCGUGGUCAUCAGAUGGCUUCUCAACAACCCGCAGCAAAAAUACAGAAAAUGAGAACGUGAAGGCUGGCGUCCACCAAGGCCACCGCUGCACCUUGGGCAGCGCACACACAUGAUCACAUGACUCUGGACAUGGAUGCGGUCCUGUCAGACUUUGUUCGGUCCACGGGGGCAGAACCUGGUCUGGCAAGAGACCUGUUGGAAGGUAAAAACUGGGACCUCAGUGCUGCUCUAAAUGAUUACGAGGAGCUCAGGCAGGUCCACACUGCCAACCUGCCACAGGUCUUCAACGAGGGCCGAUACUUUAAGCAGCCAGAGACGCGCGACACGCCCACCCAUGUCAGCAGGAACGACAGGCCAUGUGCACAGAAGCAGGAGGACAAUGCACAAGAGAAGCGUCUGUCCCGAGGGAUCUCUCACGCCAGUUCUGCUAUCGUGUCCCUGGCGCGGCUGCAGGUGGCCAAUGAGUGUACCAGUGAGCAGUUCCCUCUUGAGAUGCCUAUCUACACAUUCCAGCUACCAGACCUCAGUGUGUACAGUGAGGACUUCAGGAGUUUCAUAGAGAGAGACCUGAUAGAGCAGUCCACCAUGAUGGCUCUGGAGCAAGCUGGUCGUCUGAACUGGUGGUCCACCAUGUGCACCAGCUGUAAGAAGCUGCUUCCUCUGGCCACCACGGGGGAUGGAAACUGCCUUCUGCAUGCUGCCUCUUUAGGGAUGUGGGGCUUCCAUGACCGAGACCUGAUGCUGAGGAAAUCCUUGUACACCAUGAUGAAGAGUGGAGCGGAGAGAGAUGCUCUGAAGAGGCGGUGGAGGUGGCAGCAAACGCAACAGAACAAGGAGUCAGGCCUGGUGUACACUGAGGAGGAGUGGGAGAGAGAGUGGAACGAGCUGCUGAAGUUGGCCUCCAGCGAACCUCGCACUCACCUCAGCAAAAACGGCAACACCAGUGGAGGUGUGGAUAACUCUGAGGAUCCCGUCUAUGAGAGCCUGGAGGAGUUCCAUGUGUUCGUGCUGGCCCAUGUGUUGCGCAGGCCAAUUGUAGUGGUGGCCGAUACGAUGCUCAGAGACUCGGGAGGAGAAGCAUUUGCUCCCAUCCCUUUUGGAGGCCUCUACCUGCCCCUGGAGGUGCCUCCAAGCCGCUGUCACUGCUCACCUCUGGUACUGGCCUACGAUCAGGCUCACUUUUCUGCACUGGUGUCCAUGGAGCAGAGAGACCAGCAGCGAGAGCAAGCUGUUAUCCCCCUGACUGACUCCGAGCACAAGCUGCUGGCACUCCAUUUUGCCGUGGACCCUGGCAGGGACUGGGAGUGGGGGAGGGAUGACAAUGAUAACACCAAGCUCGCCAAUCUCAUCUUGUCUCUGGAGGCCAAACUCAACCUGCUGCACAACUACAUGAAUGUAACGUGGAUUCGAAUUCCAUCUGAAACAAGGGCUCCACUGGCUCAGCCAGAGUCUCCCACAGCCUCUGCAGGUGAGGAUGUCCAGUCUUUAGCUGAGUCCAUGGACUCUGACCGUGAGUCUGUCGGCAGCAACUCUAAUGUCAACACUGGCAAGCCCAGUAAGGAGAACAAAGACAAAGACAAGCAGCGCAAGGACAAAGACAAGAGCCGAGCUGAUUCUGUAGCCAAUAAACUAGGCAGCUUCAGCAAAACCCUGGGAAUCAAACUGAAGAAGAACAUGGGAGGUCUGGGUGGCCUGGUGCAUGGCAAAAUGAACAAAUCUAAUUCUGGCUCAGGUCGUAGUGGGGAGAACGGAGGGGAAAAGGUCAAGAAGAACAAGACAGUCAAGGGAAGCAAGGAGGAGUCAGGUCAGUCCACCAGCUCCACCUCUUCUGAAAAGGCCACUAGUCCCUCUCCUACUGACAGGGACAGACCCUCCAGCUCCUCCCCCACCGAGAGACAGGACAGCGCAGGGAGAGUCUCAGGGGACAAGACCAUGGAAAACUGGAAAUAUAGCACCGAUGUCAAGCUAAGCCUCAACAUCCUGCGGGCUGCCAUGCAGGGGGAGCGCAAGUUCAUCUUUGCGGGUCUCUUGCUCACCAGCCAUCGCCAUCAGUUCCACGAGGAGAUGAUCAGCUACUAUUUGACUAAUGCCCAGGAACGAUUUAGCCAAGAGCAGGAGCAGAAGAGGAAGGAGGCCGAGAAGAAGCCCCCUGCCAAUAAUGAGGUGGCCGCAAAAAAGCCUGAGCAUGAGAGUGUCUUCCAGAGGGAGAGAUCGGACAGCUCGCCUCCGGAGAGCUGCUCUCCUGUCCUGCCCCAUCACACCCACUCUUACAGCUACAACUCACAGCCUCCGCUGGGUCCUAAGAUGCAGGGCCGGAACAGUCCCACUCCCGCAGCCACCCUCAUCUCUGUCCCAGUGCCUCCCCUCACACCACCUACAGCCUCGCACCACGUUCCUCACCCAGCCCCAGCCCCUGCGCCUUACUCCUCCCCCAGUAUUGGUGCUAAGAGACUUGGGCCUGUUCCUGUGUCUGCCCACUACAGCCAUACACCGCCCAUCCAAAGGCACAGUGUGAUUCACAUACAAGAUGUCAACAUGCAAUCCUCCAUCUUCCAAGCUGACCCCUAUAAGCCUGUGGUGGGCACACUAAAGACAUGCGCUACCUACCCCCAGCAGAACCGCACGCUCUCGUCGCAGAGUUACAGCCCCGCUCGCCUGUCAGGGGUGCGCACUGUUAACACCAUGGAGACGCUGUCCUACAACAUGCCGGGUGAACACAAGUCCCACACCUACACCAACGGGUUCGAUGCGGGAGACAUUCAGGAUUGCCUGGAGUUUGCUGACGAGGACAACUCGUCUCACACCUGGCUCAACCAAGACAAAACCAAAGGGCGGAGCUCUGGAAGCCCUUUGUACUGCUUUCAGCAGCGCCGCUGCAAGAGGGAGAACUGCUCCUUCUACGGCAGGGCAGAGACAGACAACUACUGCUCCUACUGCUACAGGGAGGAGCUGAAACGCAGGGAGAGGGAGAGCAAAGUGCAAAGGCCUGCAUAGCCAUCACCGCCACUUCAGCAUCACACAUCAGCAAGGCCAAAGGAGACUUGAGGGAACAACACCAUCUGCACUCUGCAUUUAGAAUACCAUGAUGGCAAACAUUUUCCUAUUUUGUUGAAGAAUGCUCUUGUAUCCCUGUCACCCUUCCCUUGUUGGUAAAGGUUAUUACUUUAUGAUGGGGGAAGCAGAACUUGACACAGUGAGCAGCUUUGGCCAGAUCUUGUGCUACUUUAUUUUUAUUUCUGUCUCACUGAAUUUAAGUCUUUUACUUGUUUUAGAGUAAAAGUCAUCUCUGCAAUGUAACUCUCUGUAUGUGAGGGAAAGUUCUCUAUUUAUUUUUUUUUAUUUUUUUGACGUUCAAAUGUGGAAGGAACAUUUUCGCUCUUUUAAUCAGUUUGAAUGCAAUACCUCUACUUGGUUCCUCAAAAUCUGUGGACAAUUUGUAGUUGUUUUGCAAUCAUAAUAAAUUUGAUGGGAGAAUAAUAUUAGACUUUAAAGCAAUAAAUUAGUGAUUUUUGCUA